Pygocentrus nattereri (red-bellied piranha) is the source of this 4075-nucleotide messenger RNA. RefSeq names its product calponin homology domain-containing protein DDB_G0272472-like. Lineage: Eukaryota; Metazoa; Chordata; Actinopteri; Characiformes; Serrasalmidae. The transcript is spliced from 9 exons. Gene Ontology annotation, molecular function: GTP binding. The record is from RefSeq and is a predicted model, not a curated record. The coding region runs from base 69 to 2153 and encodes 694 amino acids.
GAAAGUGAAAGCCACGGGGCCCGUUCGACGGCGGUUGUAAGAUUAAACCAUCUGAAGGUGAUACAAUCAUGAGCAGCAGAAUGAUUCCUUAUUUUACUAUUGUUACUGGAAAUACUCUAGAAGCCGAUAAGACCAUCAAGAAAAUUCUGCAAAAGAAAACAGUGAGAUUGAAGGAGGUGUUCACAGAGGAGGAGUCUGAUUUUGUAUUGGUCUUCUGCAUGGUUACUUCAGUUGCUAAAUGUGAUAUUAUAACAGCACUGCAAAAGCUUCAUGAAAUUCCAGACAUCACGCCUGUUGUUCUGGUGAUGCUCCAUCACACAUUUGAUCCACUGAGCGUUGUACCAGACAGCAGUGAAUGGGUAACCAGAGAGAACACACUCACAGUGGACAUUCUUUUCCAUGAGGACAAGGGAUUAUUAAGAUGUCCCAAGAAUGACAAAGCAUUAUUCAACAUUACAGAGUGGCUGAAGUUAAAGGACAAAGUAAGUCCAGAAGAAGAAAUAAAAAGACUUAAACAAGAAUUAAUAAGACUUAAAAAAGAGUUAGUGAAGAAGGACAAACAGCUUGAAGAAAAAGAUGUGUUUUUAGUUUACAUUAACAAGCUGCAGGAUUUGGGUACUAAGCUUGAAAAAAUAACAGCUUUACAAGAGGAACAUAAUGCAAGACAUGCAAAGGAUGAAAAGGUGCUUGAGGAGAUUGUACAAGAAUUAAAAGACAGCGCUGAGUGUAUGUCAAACCUGCAGAGUGGAGGCACUGUAGUGAAAAAGGACAUAUUAACACAGACAUCAGUUAAAGAAAAUAUCAAAGAUCCUGUGAGAAGAGCACGCAGUAUGGAAGAAUUACCUCCACAUAUAACAGGAGAAUUCUCCAGUUCAGAACCUCCAGUUCCUGCAUCAGAGCUCAGGCUGGUGCUGCUGGGGAGGACUGGAUGUGGGAAGAGAGCAGCAGGAAACACCAUCCUGGGCAGAGAGGAGAGGAGCCAGCCUGGAGUGUCUACAGUGGGGCAGCAGAGUGAGAGCAGACACGGGGAGGUGGCUGGGAGGCAGGUGACUGUGGUGGACACUCCUGACUGGUUCAGUCCUGGAAUCUCUAUGGAGGAGCUGAGACAGGACGUGGGAAUCUGUGUCCGUCUGUCUGCCCCAGGACCCCACGCCUUCCUCCUAGUCAUACCACUGAAGCAGUCUACAGGAAAGGAGAAAGGCAUGCUGGAGAAAAUGGAGGAGAUUUUUGGAGACAGAUGUUGGAGGAACACCAUGAUCCUUUUCACUGUUACUGAUGAAGUCCAAGAGAAGAGCAUUGAAGAGUUUAUCCAGUCAGGAAACCAGGAGGUCCAGAGACUUGUAGAGAAAUGUGGGAACAGGUUUCACUGUCUCAGCAUUAAGGAGAGUGGAGAUGGUUCUCAAACCUCAGAGCUGCUGGAGAAGAUAGAGAAGAUGGUGGAAGGGAACAGAGAGGAAUUCUACAGCAGUGAGAUCUAUCUGGAGACCGAAUCUCAGAUCAGAGCAAUGGAGACAAAGAUCAUGAAAGAAAGAGAAGAAAAGAGGUUGAUGGAAGAAAAAGAAGUUAAGGAAAAAUUAGAAAAUGAGGUGCAGAAAUCUCUGAGAAGGAUAGAGGGAGUAGUACAAGUGCAUGAAGGAGAGAUAAAACAAUUGCAUGACCGAACAACAGAGCUAGAGAGAAGGUUGAAAGAAGAGAGGGAUGAAGAGAAAAGGAGAGAACUAGAAGGAGAGCUACAAAGAGAGUUAGGGCGAAGAACAGAAAUGGAGGAAAAGGUGAAGAGACUAAAAGAAAAGAGAGAGAAGGAGAGAAGAGAGACGGAGGAGAGACACAGACAGGAGAUGGAGGAGAUCAGGGAGACGUAUGAAGGAGAAGCCAGAAUGGAGGCAGAGAGGAACCUCAUGAAGAUCAUCCUGCCUGAACUCCAGAGAAACAUUUUGGCCUCAAAAUCAAAGAUGCAGGAAGAGCUCAGCAGACAGAUGGAGGAGAAAGAUGAAGAGAUAGAGUUACUAAAGCAGAGGCUGUCAGAAGUUGAUUCUCAGCUGAAAGAAGCCCAACAGAGAGCUCUUCAAAGCAAUUCAGAGAGUGACGAUACAGCAAAAGAUAGACCAAGAACGAUGUUAGAAUGGUUUUUUCAAUGGUUUUUAAGGAGAUAAAUAGUAAAGAUAAUUAUGUGAUAAAUAGUAAAGAUGCACUAAAUAGAUAUCUCUCUUUUAUUGUUGAUUUUGACAGUGAUGUACUAAAUACUGUAAACUCCCAGAGGUUUUCCCAAAGGUUCCCAAAGGCCUUGUUGAACCCCUUACUGGAAAAGAAAACAUGGAUCCUACUGUACUUAGUCAGUUCAGUCCUUUUUAAACUUUCCAUUUUCAGGUAAACUUGUUUAAAAACAAAUAAAUAUAUGCUUGGUAUCUAACAACCUACUAGAAAAAUUCCACUCAGUUUUGGAUCCAACCAUAGUACAAAGAUGACAUCGGUCCUUGUUGUAAACAAUCUGAGACUUAAGAUCUUAAGGUCCUACAGGAUCUUAGUGCAGCAUUUGCCAUGGUUGUUCAUGAAAUUCUGAUUCAACUUAAAAGUAGGUAAAUAUCUCAGAUAUAGGGUUAGAAUGAUUGAAAUCAUAUUUUAUAGUUAGUUUUGUUGCAUUGCGAAACAUUUUUUAAAAAUUGUAAUGUUUCCUCUGGAGACCCACAAGGUUCCAUUUUAGGGCUGCUGCUUUUCUCAUUUUACGUGAUACCUGUAGAAAAAGUGAAACAUGAGGUAAAUAUUCAUAGUUAUGAUAUUUAAUUAUAAUAACAUUCCAUCCCUCUGAAAGUCAGGACUCUGUUGACAGCCUAAUUAAUUGUAUCAUUGUAUUUUACCACAAAAAAACUGAACUGUUCUAUCUGGCCAUCGUCCUACUCAUACCCUGUAUCUCCAUUAAAAACAUAUCCUCAAUAAUUUAGCUGCUGAAAGCAAACUCUCAGCCUCUUCAGUUGCAUGUUUGAUGGAGUAAGCUUAGAAACUAUAGGCUAACUUUGAGCACAUUUCACAUAUUGACAUAAUUGGGAGAAAUCAUCAUUUGAAAAUCUACAUUUUCAUGGUUACAUUUUUAGAAGGUGCACUUCUCAGAGGAAAAUUAUCUUGAUAUCAUGUUUUCUUUUUCAUUUUAGGAGAAAUAAAGCUUAUCAAUAUCCAGUAUACUAAAAGAUUCUAGAUAUAUAGAAGACAGCUAUAUACAAAAAUGUCAUUGUAGCUCAGAGACGAGAUGUAAUACGUAAACUGCAAUGAGCAAAACAAAUCCUAUUACAGUAAACCUGUAAGCAAACAAGUUUCAGCUCCUGAAUGAGGAUGUUCUCCAUGCUACAUUUUUGGUUUUACCAAAUGGAAAGUAUAUAUAUAUGAAUUGUUCAUGAUACGUGAUAUGUCACCAUAUUUAUCUUUUCAGACAUCUGGAACAGAGAAGCCAGUAGUGCUAUAAUUUUAAAAAAUACUAUCAAAAACUGUAGAUACAGUAAUUUUUAUUCAAUAUUUGGCCUACUGUGUUAAACAGUUAAGCUGUAAGACUAAUUUUGCUCUCUUUUGAAUGAAAGAUGCUGUAAGAAAGACUCUGGCAUUGAAGCCUAGCCUCGCCCCCCUUUUCGCGUGCAGUUUAGUUUUAGUUUUAUAUGGAGCAUAGAGCACUUGUUCAGCUCUGCUGCUUCAGGCAAGUUAUCACUUCAGGUUGGCUGGAUCACAGCCUCAAGAUGAUAGCAUGUGAGGAGUUGUGUGCAUGCAUUCCAACCAAGUAAGUGUUGUUAAGUGUCGAGAUAGUUAGUUAGUAGGUAGUUUUCAGACUUUGUAUGUUGUAGUGUUGAUGUGCAACUAGUGUUGGAUGCUAAGCGGAAAACUAGCAUUAUAGGCUUAUUGUAUAAGAGAUCUGCAAGUCAUGCUAAUUCAGCUAUGUUUAAGUAAUUGAAGUAAUGCUAAGAAGAUUUAUUAUUUUGUUAGUUUAAUUCAGUAUGUUGAUUAGCCUUAUUCUGUUUACAGACCACACACAACUGAGGCUCUUGCACAUGUAAUUCAAGUGUACGUUUAAUAAAGAAACUAAAGGAGAAGGAGA